Molecule: messenger RNA, 1692 nt
Organism: Adineta steineri
Lineage: Eukaryota; Metazoa; Rotifera; Eurotatoria; Adinetida; Adinetidae
Source: the annotation of a GenBank genome assembly
AUGGAAAUAACAACAGCAGCAACAACAAAGAUAGCAGCAGCAACAACAACAGAGAUAGCAGCAGCAGCUACAAUAGAAAUAGCAGCAACGACAACAACCAAAACCACCACCACUAUAACUACAAACACAAUAAUAUCCAAAUCCAAUUUGUUAAUAAAUGGUGAUGCAGAGACCGGACCAUGUGAAUUAGGUAAAAAUGUAACACAUCCAACAGGUUGGAUGUAUGAUGGACCGAUCACACAAGUACGUUAUAAUAACACCGCUGCCGAUCAGUUUUUCACGAGCCCAGGACCUAGCGAUCGUGGUAAUUGUUAUUUCUAUGGUCAUAUUUCAGCUGUUACUUCAAUGUGGCAAUAUAUAAACAUGACAAACUCAAUUGAUCCUAUUCUUAUUGAUAAUCAAAGAGUUUAUUUCAAUUUCUCAGCAUGGAUUGGUGGUUAUGCAUUUCAUAAUGAUAAUGCUCAAGUUUCAUUGGCGUUCAUAGAUCAGGCUAAUCAAAACAUCAAUAGUAACAUUACUCUUGGACCAGUAUCCGCUGGAGAUCGUGGAAGUGUAACUUCAUUACUUUUUCGACAAGCUAAUGGACUUGUACCAAUUGGCGCUCGGUCUUGCAAAGAAAAGAUUCAUAAUAUACUUCAAACUGAUGUUGGUAAUGGUGAUAUCAAUCAAUCUUCUCUUUACAAAGAUCUGUUGAAAAACAUUAAAUACCAUGAUGUGUGUUUUAAUUUUGGCAUAAAAUAUCCACAGAAAACCGGUGAAUGUAAUGUUGAUGUGAUUGUUGGUCGAUAUUUAAAAGAAGAUAAUUCAACAAUCUAUACCGUUGCAAAUGUAACAGUCGGUGUUAUAUCGAUCGAUAUCAAAACUAAUAAACGUCAAUUCAUGGUUAAUUUAUCUGCAACACAAGAUAAUCAUAUGCUACGUACAUUGAACUUUCGUUUAAAAAAAAUAACACCAUUGACUAUGUCAUCUGUUCAAAUAAAUAAUAUUGAGAUGGAUUUUUUCGAUUCUGGAACCGAUAUUCUAGCAACAACAGGUGUUGGUCCACAUAUCAGUUUUCUUGUUAGAUCAGAUCAUCGUCAACAGAUAUUUAUCGAGCAUCGAAGUUCGACUAAUAUCCCAUCUAUUAUCGAUUUGAAUACUGUUUGUACAUGUUUUGACAAUGUUGCUAAACAGGUCGCUAUUUAUUUACCAACAUCAAACCUGUGUAUAUAUUGGGAGACAUCAGUAAUAAUGCAAAUAUCACGAAUGGAUGUUGGUACUACUAAUAUUCAUCAACCAUCAUUUUAUAAAGAUGUAUUAAAAAAUAUUAAAUAUUAUGACGUCUGUUUUAAUCUUCGUACACAAGAACCAGAGCUGACAGUGAAAAGUAAAGAAGAAAUUGAUUUUCUUACUGCAGCUAUCAAUUAUUUUUGUUCGCGUGCUCUACUUUUUGGUGCAUAUGAAAUAAAAAAUAAUGAUGCAAAUGAAAUGCUUCAAAUGGCAAAAAAAUUAAAUUUAGCACCACAACAAGACGAAAUUGGAACUCUUCGUAAUAAUAUACACAAUCUUGAAUUAAUCGUCCAACACCAGCAAACCACCAUCGAUUCGCUUGUAUCAACACUAAAUCAAAAAAAUAAAACAAUUGACGAUCUUAAAAUACAACUGAAAAAAAUUAAACAAUAUUUUGAUAAAUUUCAUUUUAUAUUUUGUUAA